Messenger RNA from Scomber scombrus (Atlantic mackerel), 2240 nucleotides. RefSeq names its product Ras association domain family member 9 (gene rassf9). Bases 105 to 1400 code for a protein of 431 amino acids. Lineage: Eukaryota; Metazoa; Chordata; Actinopteri; Scombriformes; Scombridae. The transcript is spliced from 2 exons. Gene Ontology annotation, biological process: signal transduction. The record is from RefSeq and is a predicted model, not a curated record.
CACAAGUCAAAGUGUCCGACGUCCAGCCAUGCAGGGACUGUAACGCAUUUCAGGGAUUGCGGGUCUGGAUAAUUCCUUUUUUUUUUUUUUAGCGCUCCUGUGCCAUGGCUCCGUUUGGAAAAAACUUCCUGAAAGCUCGACUGAAAAACAGGACCAAAGAUGCUGAGACCAUACCAGGAAAAGAGAUUCAGGUUACUGUCUGCAAUGAGGAGAAGGUUGUCUGCGGAGUAACGAAGCACACAACAUGUGCAGAUAUGAUUCAGGCGUUAUUGGAGGAUCACAAGUCAAUCCAAGAGAGCCAGCGGCUCCUGCAUGGAGAACCCAAAGACUUCUGUCUCGUCGAGCGGUGGAAGGGUUUUGAAAGAGCCUUGCCUCCUCUCACCAGAAUCUUGAGGCUCUGGUACGCUUGGGGUGACCAGAGACCCUUCAUCCAAUUCAUUCUAGUGAAAACCAGCGAUUUUGUGCCUCAGCCUGCUAAGAAGGGUGGAAAGUCCAAGGGCACCAAGCCUAAGCGAUGGGAGCAUGGUCGCAAUCAGUAUCCCCAGUCUCUGCCAGUGGAGAAACAGAAACGCAUCGUGAAGAAAGCUUUCCGAAAGCUGGAGAAACUUCACAAGGAGAGCAAGAGCUGCCCUGGCACCGAGGAGAUCGAUCGUAUGGUGCAGAUGAUUCUGGACCAGGACCACACAAUUCGGGAACAGAUUCAGCAAAUGAGGGAUCUGGAUUUUGAGAUUGAGCAUUUUGAGGAUGAAAUGCAGAGAGAAGCUGAAGAGUCUGAGAGUUCACUGGCUCAGGCUUGUGGGCUGAGUUUGGAAGUGGACGAUGUGGAGCAGCUGCAUGAGUACCUGUACACCAGCGAUGGAGUUGAACAGCUGGAGCUGCAGGUUCAGAGGCAUCAGGCGCUCAUCCUCCAGCUAUCUCUGGAUAUUGAUACUGAGCUGAGGAGGGCAGAAGAAGACAGUGAACAGGAAGGAGCUGUGGCUGCUUCCUGGAUCCCGUCUGAAACAGAUGAUUUGUUCUACACUGCCGAACUCGAGAGGAUGCAGACAGAACUGCAACAUAGCCUCUUAACCGGCGUAUCCCUUCACAACCAAGCUGUAGAAAUAGACAAGCAGUUAAAGUACUAUGACACCACUCUGGUCUCCAAGGACCAGGAAUGCUGGCAUCUAGCUGCUCAUCUCAAUUCACUGCAAAUCGGUGACAGCACAGAGGAGAAGUCAAGUCCUGUGCCUCUAAAAAUUGAGACUCAAUGCAGCGUCUCACAGACAGUGAAACUCAAACACAGCCUGUCCCCUCUAGACAUUACAGACACAGACUCAGACACUGGGAUUAGCUCCACACACAGCCAGGACUCGCUGUCACCCUGUCUCGACUUCCCUCCCCCACUGGACACAGACGUUUGAACAACCUAGUUGACCCUGCAAUUUAAUCUUCUAUAGGCACUAGCUCCAAUUUGCGCCUUUCAUGUAUUAUCAUUACGGUUGAGUCACGAGCUAAACGUUUCACUUUUUCUGAAAGAUAAAUCCCAGGCUAACAAAAAAAUGUAUUUUAAAAGGAAACUUCUCAAGUCAUUUCCCAAAUGGUUUCAAAAACAAUAAGAUGGUAAAGUUUGAAUGCAGCUAGAUUGUUAUUUUCUAUUAUUCAGUUCAACAUAAUAAUUUGGUUCUGAUUUAGUAUAUCAUUCUUGUGUUAUAAAAAUGUUUGUUUGAUUAGAAAACAGAGUCGCAACAUGGGAAACAGGUUUAAAAUCAUCAUUUUGCAGUUUUUUUUCCAGAUGAAAAGAGUGGAAAGACGGCCUUGUACCUAUCAGAAAUACAAAUGUUUGAGAUUAAAAUGCAAUAACACAUGUGACGCACAAACUUGAGCUACUGUAUGUAUGUGCCAACUACAGUCCAUUCAGCCUGCUCUCAUUCCCAAGGCGUCAAAUACCGCAAUUUUGUCACACCUCUCAGCAUCUGAUACCAGUGUACAAGGUGCCCUUUAGCGUCAUUACUUACUCCACUUGCAGGCUAGUUGAGUAGACUUCCACAACAUCUGAAAUAGACACCAUGAUAUCAAUUAUGUUGAUAUAAAGGUGACAUUUAAAGUGAUCAUUUUAAACCAAAACCAUGAUUUUGAAGUGGUUUUUGUGCCUAAACCUAGCCAGACUUUAACCACGCAUUGUCACACAUUAUUUUGUUAAGAGUGGUUUCUAACAGUUGGAAAGAAACAUGAACUGCUGUGAAAUGCUGUUUGUAUGUGAU